UAUAGCCUCGAGAAAAUGUAAGUCGCUGUCUUUCUUCUCGAGUCACGUUAAUAAACGUGUAAUUAAUGAAGUACUCCACAUUAGUUCGAGUUAUAACAUCAAUUUGUCCUUUGAAUCGUCAUUUCUGUUCUUCACGGCGUCAACAGAGCAGCUCGAUAAUGGAGCUGGCAGACGUCGCCACCGCAGCACCGGCGACGGUAAAGAGCUCAGGGUCAGCGGAGAAAACCACAACGAAAGACGCAACAGAAACUGGCAAACGAAAAAGCGACGAGCCGGACCAACCCGAGACAAGUAGCCGAGGGAAAAGGCGGAGAGGAGCGGGAGGGAAGAAGCUCCGUCCGGGCGAGAGAUACGUCCCCCCUCCGCAGAAGCGGAACCCGGGGGUCAGCUUCAGCCAGGAGCAUUUCGACGAGACUUCACAUUACUUUGAAGGUGGUUUGCGCAAAGUGAGGCCGUACUACUUUGACUUCAAAACUUACUGCAAAGGUCGGUGGAUUGGGAAGAGUCUUCUGGAGGUGUUCAAGAGUGAGUUCAGAGCGGAGUCCAUCGAGUACUACCAGAGGGCUGCCAAAGAGGGUCGCAUCCGGCUGAACGAGUCACCUGUGGAGGACCUGUCUGUGGUGCUCAGGAAUAAUGACCUCAUGAAGAACACAGUGCACCGCCAUGAGCCCCCUGUGGUCGGCAGACCCCUGGAGAUUCUGGUGGAUGAUGGCGAAGUGCUUGUGGUCGACAAGCCCGCCUCCAUUCCAGUCCACCCCUGUGGCCGCUUCCGCCACAACACAGUGAUUUUCAUCCUUGGAAAAGAGCUGGGCAUCUCUGAGCUCCACACGGUCCACAGACUGGACAGGCUCACCUCAGGAGUGCUGCUCUUUGCCAGGACACUGGAGACGUCAAAGAGACUGGACCAGUUGGUGAGAGACAGGCAGGUUGAAAAAGAAUAUGUGUGCCGAGUGGAGGGGGAGUUUCCUGAGGGCGAGCUGAUCUGCGAGGAGCCCAUCCUGGUCGUUUCCUUCAAAAUCGGCCUCUGUCGAGUUGACCCAAAGGGAAAGGAGUGCAGAACUGUCUUCCAGAGGCUCAGCUUUAACGGGAAAAACAGCGUGGUCCGCUGUUUGCCCCUGACUGGCCGCACACACCAAAUCAGGGUCCACCUCCAGUUCCUGGGCUUCCCCAUCCUCAAUGAUCCUAUCUAUGGGUCCUCAGCCUGGGGUCCUCACAGGGGGAAGGGGGGACUGGUGGAAAAGAGUAAUGAGGAGCUGCUGAAGGCUCUGGUAGAGGAACAUCGCUCUCAGGAAAGCCUUCACCUGUUGGAUAUUCCAGAUGAUGUUGGGAUUGAACAAGUGGCAGAGAAAAGCAGAACAUCUGAGAAAGGAGAUAAAUUAGAUGGUACCUCUGAGCCGAACACGAGCGGAGACAGUCAUCAGGCACAGAUCGAUACACAGGUGCCUACAGGUUGUAGCUCAAGCAGUGAGACGGUGAGUAAAGUCAAUCAGGCCUGCACUGAUAUAAACACUAAUGACGCCUCGCUGAAAUCUCCAACCAAAUCAAACGGAAACCAAACGGAAGACUCAACUCCCAUAACUGCUUUAGGGACCAGUGACCACCUGUGCAGUGAAUGUAAGCUAACACGACCAGAUCCUACAGAGAAGGAACUCGUCAUGUAUCUGCACGCGUUGCGCUACAAAGGACCUGGGUUUGAAUAUGCCACACGUUUACCCGACUGGGCCAAAGAGGACUGGGUGGAAGCUGAUUAGGACACUGGUGAUGACAUUUAGGUUACUGCCUUCAUUUAUGCUUUGCAGACAUUUAAAAGUAUGAGCAGAAAUCCUUUAAGAGGUUUGGCUCUGAGGCAGUUUGGAUUUUGCUGUGAUGCAUUUUUAUUGACAAUUCUGUAAUGAACUGAUAUAAGAUGCCUCAGAUUUUGUUAAAGCAUAAUGCUGUUUCCUCCAGAAUAUGUUUACCUGUGGAUUCAAGAUGUUUAAGCCCUAAACACAAAUAGAAAAUGGAGUAGUGUUCAUUGUCAUUUUACUUUGCGGGCUGUUUCAACAUCAAGGAUUUAAUUUUAAUUUAAUAUCAUCACAUUUAAGCCUGUAAUCCAUCUGGUACACUUACCAAGAUUUGAAAUAAAAGCCAAAAGUCUGCAGGAAAAUAAAUGUUUUAUUUCAGUU
Chelmon rostratus (copperband butterflyfish) is the source of this 2165-nucleotide messenger RNA. It is a transcript of the gene rpusd2, whose product is annotated as RNA pseudouridine synthase domain containing 2. NCBI's taxonomy places the organism in Eukaryota, Metazoa, Chordata, Actinopteri, Chaetodontiformes, Chaetodontidae. The record is from RefSeq and is a predicted model, not a curated record. Bases 66 to 1751 code for a protein of 561 amino acids. Gene Ontology annotation, molecular function: RNA binding; pseudouridine synthase activity. The transcript is spliced from 3 exons. Gene Ontology annotation, biological process: pseudouridine synthesis.